AUGUCUCUCUCAAUCCUCCUUUCGCCAGCCGAUGGGGCAUAUCGCCCUGGAUCGGCUAUUCGCGGCACAGUCUUCCUAACAUCCUUGACGUCCAUCGCGAUCGGCUCGAUCAACGUCACAUUGACUGGGUUCUCUCGAGUCACCUUGACGCAGAACUACGGUGACCUCAACGUUUCGAAAUCGGACCAUCACUCUCGGGCCGUUCUUUUCCAUCGCGACGCAGUACUGUACACCGGCGGCAAGUGGACGCACCAGGCCGGGCAGUACAGCUGGGAAUUCGAAAUGCAAGUACCCUUGACCACGGACCGCAGAGAUGGAUAUGCAUCGCAGUGUCCAUUCCUGGCUGGCGGAAAUGCGCUACAGCCCCACACUGAUCUGCCGCCAAGUAUGCUGUACACGUGUCGUGGGUUCGGCUGUCAGGUGGAAUACGUGGUGGAAGCGACCUUGACGUCGGUCGCUGGGAGCGCAGUGAAGGCGAAGAAACUGGCCGCCAAGACGAACAUCCUCCUUCAACCUGACCAGUGUUCGAGUUCCAGCAGAGGCUGCCCGGAGAGACAGUCAUAUGCCCGCCAUGAGCAGAUCGUGCGAAGCCCAAAGUCGAAGUCGAAUCCCCUGGAGCAGACGCCAAUCUCACGACUUCUCAAGCUGUCAAAAUCAAACCAGGUCGGCGGGAAGAGUAUUGCACCUAGCGUGGCUCCCUCUCUCAACAUCUCUGUCCAUUUGCCCACGCAAAUCGAGGUCAAAGAAGACUACUCGACAGUCGAUAUAUUGCUGUCAGCCAGCUUGGGCAACAGCAGCCACCAAGAGAGAGUGAGUGACGGGCAAAGCCCAACUCGUUGUGCCGCGCCGACACUCACAAUGAAAGCCAUGAAAAUCACAGUCAACCAAUUCACUCAUGUCCGAGCUGGACACCACACAUCGAAGUCGACUCGCAAGACUUAUACGAGAAAGACGACCUGUUCAUUGCCAGUCCGCGUGUCCCCGAACCCAGAUGAGCAGAGCACAGAGGGCGCCGGAAGUCAAGGCGCCAUCAAUCUUGGUCAGGUCACCGAGUUGCGCAUAGCCAAGGAAUUCCUCGUGGUUGAUUUUGCGACCAGUAACAUCUCCAUCGAACAUGCUCUGGACAUAGAACUUGGUUUCGAAUACGAAGGCAAGAGCUUCGAGUUCGUCCGCAGGGACGUGCCCGUCAAAGUGUCAGCCGUGUCGGCCCAGGACGCAAGGCGACUACUGAGAACCGUUGAAAGCGGAGGUCUUGUCACUCGACCGUCGGAUCGCGGCACCCCGUACCAGAACGCAGCGGCUCAGAUCGAUCGUCCCGAGAACUCCUGGCUUGUGCCACCGCCAGAGUUUGAAGGAAGCAGUGUCCUCGAACGCGAAACCGACGCGUGGUAUUCAGUUCCUCCGCCAAGAUACAUGCUCAGGGUUUCAUGA
Molecule: messenger RNA, 1431 nt
Organism: Cladophialophora yegresii CBS 114405
Lineage: Eukaryota; Fungi; Ascomycota; Eurotiomycetes; Chaetothyriales; Herpotrichiellaceae
Exons: 1
Coding region: 1-1431 (476 amino acids)
Biological process (GO): ubiquitin-dependent endocytosis
Cellular component (GO): plasma membrane; cytoplasm; cytosol
Molecular function (GO): ubiquitin protein ligase binding; protein-macromolecule adaptor activity
Source: RefSeq, a predicted model, not a curated record